This is a messenger RNA of Prorocentrum cordatum, 1595 nucleotides long. The record is from the annotation of a GenBank genome assembly. Lineage: Eukaryota; Dinophyceae; Prorocentrales; Prorocentraceae.
GGCUCGAAGUGCGCUGGCCCCGGCCGGCUGCCCUCCAUUACACACACCCCCAGUCGGGGUCAUCAUCAUCAAACAUGUCGUAGAGUCAGUGACGCGGCUCCAGAGGGAGCCUUCGUCUUUUGUCCGACGCACCGUAGCACUCGCGGGGGUCCGCGGGAUGGGGCCCGCGCGGCGGCGGGGCGCGGCGUUGUGGUCCGCCGUGCUGCUGGCGGCGUGCCGGGGGUCGGCCGCGCACCAAGCGCAGGGGUGGGGCGCCGCCGCCCCGAGCCCGCCGUCCGACCGCCAUGCCUGGCUGACCGCCGCGCUGGUGGGCGGAGGCCCCGAGCUGGGAGCCCCAGGCUCUGUCCGAGAGCGGCGGCAGUCGCGCAAGGCCUUCUACGAGGAGGCCGCGGCGUGGCCGCAGGCCAACCUGAAGGCCAUCGCGACGGGCAGGCAGCAGGUCGCCCAGGGCCCUCAGGACAUCUACGAGAAUACGUGGGUCAUGGCGGCCGGGCAGCAGCAUGAGCGGCAGCCUGUCGGCUUCAGGGUCUGGUUUGUCCUGCUGUUCGCGGCGGGGCUCGCGGCGAAUUUGGCCUGCUGGAGGUGGAUGGCCGGCCCCGAGGACAAGAGCGCCUCCGACCUCGCCCCGGCGGGGCCGCCCGACGAGGCCGCCGCGGAGCGCGCCGCCGCCCCGCCGCCCGCCGCGGGACCAGCUGCUGGGGCGCCAUCGGAGCUCGGGAUGUCGAUCCUGGUGGCGGGCGCGUGGAUGGUGGUCAGCGUGGCCCUGGUCCUCUUCAACAAGUGGCUCUUCACCGACGGGGGUUUCCCUUACCCGCUGACUCUCGCCGCACUGCACAUGGCCAGCUGCUUCGUUGUGUUCAGCAUCGUCAGCUGCCUGCCUGUCCGAUUUCGCAAGUGCGUGAUGCCAGACGUGGACAGGCACAUCUCUUGGGGGACCUACCUCCACGGUUUCCUUCCCAUAGCGAUCUUGUACGGGAUCGGCGUCGGCUUCGGCGACCUCGGAUUUCUGUUUGCCUCGGUCUCCUUCAACUUGUUCAUAAAGCCUGCGAAUAUCGUGUGGACCACUGCCGCGGCCUUUGCGUUCAACCUCGAGGUGCGCACAUCGACGCACGUUUUCAUCGUCCUGCUCGUCUCCGCAGGCGUGGCCCUGGCUGCAGGCUCGGAUCUAGACUUUAGCCUGACGGGCCUCCUCUGCCAGCUGACCGCCACGGCCAGCGAAGGUAUCCGGCUGGUGCUGAUCCAACACCUCUGCCAGUGCGGGUCGAAGCUGGACCCCGUCACCAUGCUCUACCGCUUCUCGCCGCUAACAGGGCUGCUGCUCUGCGGCCUCUCCUUCGCGUUCGAGGACCCGCUGGACUGGGGCGGGCUCGCCAGCCCCGGCCUCCUGGCGCUGAACUGCGCCAUCGCGGUGGUGCCGGGAGACCCCGCCGCGGGGGCGGCUGGCAGCCCGACGCCGCCCGCCGCCCCUUGCGGCGAGGGAGGGGGGAGGGAGCUGGCGGGCCCGCGAGGCCUGCGACACCUUUGGGACCCGUGGGCCUGUGGAGCCUGUCAGGCCGGUAGGUGGUGCCCAGGGGACCACUGGGAAGAUCUGCGGC